UCCCUGAUUUUAUUUUAUUCUCACAAAUAUAUAUUAAACCUAUUUUUCUAUAAUAUUGCCUAUCUCUCUCUCUCUCUCUCUCUGUCAUCACACCAUUAUUGAAGAAGGAUAGCAAGAUGGAAGGAAUCCAUUUCUCAUCCAAGAAAGAAGAAGAUCCCACCAUUAAUAUAGGUAAUAAUCACUCAAAUAUUGCUUCUACUAGAUCCACUAGCCAGAAUAUUCUUGCAUUUUCCACUGAUCAAGCAAGUACCAGCCCAGUUUCUCCACAUCAUGAUGGAGAUUGUGAGGCUGGUCAUGAAGCGCUGUUGCAUAAAGAUAGUGGACGUGAAAGAUUGAAGAAGCAUAGAGAAGAGGUAGCUGGCAGGGUCAUGAUACCAGAUACAUGGGGUCAAGAGGAUUCGCUCAAGGAUUGGAUCGAUUGUUCCGCCUUUGAUGAGUUGCUAGCCCCCAAUGGAAUUUCAUCAGCUCGCGAAUCCCUUGUUGCUGAGGGACGUAAAGGAAGCUCUCCAAGAUUGGGGAUAGCAAUUGUCAAACCAUUGAAAGAAUUCAAAUCUGUGGCAUUACCACACGUUUCAGCAGCUGACUCUUCUCGGGCUGGGUUGGCAGAGCAUCCAUACAGCACAAAACUGGAAUAUUUAGCAAUGAAAGGAGCAUAUUUAUAAUCAACCUUGUUUUGGCCUCCACCUGUUGCCCAGCUAGAUCCAUCCCAUACUGUAGCAAAUAAAUUCAUAGCCUUAGAGGGAAAAUCUCCACCCAUGGCAUCAAUCUUUUGAACCUCUCUAACAGGAACAUCAUCCACGUAGUAAACGAUCCAUGUACUGGUCCAAAGAAUACUAUACGAAUGGAAAUCUUGAGUAGGAUCAAACCAAA
Messenger RNA from Populus nigra (black poplar), 870 nucleotides. RefSeq lists its product as uncharacterized. Bases 117 to 662 code for a protein of 181 amino acids. The record is from RefSeq and is a predicted model, not a curated record. The transcript is spliced from 2 exons. Gene Ontology annotation, biological process: blue light signaling pathway. NCBI's taxonomy places the organism in Eukaryota, Viridiplantae, Streptophyta, Magnoliopsida, Malpighiales, Salicaceae.